Patella vulgata (common limpet) is the source of this 4931-nucleotide messenger RNA. Its product is annotated as nucleolin. Gene Ontology annotation, cellular component: BORC complex. The transcript has 7 exons. Gene Ontology annotation, biological process: lysosome localization. The coding region runs from base 638 to 1621 and encodes 327 amino acids. Lineage: Eukaryota; Metazoa; Mollusca; Gastropoda; Patellidae. Gene Ontology annotation, molecular function: RNA binding. The record is from RefSeq and is a predicted model, not a curated record.
UAGAGUGUAUUCCCUGUCUUCAGGGCAUCACUCUGUCCUAGAGUGUAUCCCUGUCUUCAGGGCAUCACUCUGUCCUAGAGUGUAUCCCCAUCUUUGAUUGCAUCACUCUGUCCUAGGGUGUAUCCCUGUCUUCAGGGCAUCACUCUGUCCUAGAGUGUAUAACUCUCUUCAAUGGCAUCACUCUGUCCUAGAGUGUAUUCCCUGCCAUAGGGUUUACCACUCUGUCCCAGAGUACAUCCAUCACUCAUGACUCUGUUCUAGAGUACCUCCAACACUCUGUCCUAGAGUGCCUCCAUCAAUCUGGCAUCACUCUGUCCAAGAGAGCAUUGCAUUUCUUUGUCUUGGUUUUGCAUCACUCUGUCCUAGAGUGUAUUGAUAACUCUGUCCAGGAGUACCUCUAUCUCUCAUGACUCUGAUCUUUCAUUCAUCACUUAUGACUCUGUCCUAGAGUGCCUUCAUCACUCUGUUCUGGGGUGCAUCACUCUGUCCCAGAGAGCAUUGGUUUUUUUCACUCUGUCCUAGAGUGUAUUGAUCACUCUGUCCAAAAGUGUGUCACUCUGUCGUGGGGUUGCAUCUCUCUGUCCUAGAGCCUGUGGUAGAAUCGUUGUAUUAUUCUGGUGUGAAUUAGUUGAAGUAUAUGUUGAAAGAGAAGACUGUAAAAGAUAAAGGUGUAUCUAGAAAGAAGAAAAGUAAACAACAAGCACCUGUUGUUAAAGAAGAAGAGGAUUCUACAAGCGACGAUGAUGAUGAAAGAGACAAUAAAUACAUACGUAAAAUACCUAAAAGUUCUAUCAAAUCGGAAGGAUCAAAACAGACAGAUAGCUCUGAGUCAUCUGAUGACGACGAUGAUGACGAUGAUGAUGAUGAAAUCAAAGAAGAAUUGGGCAACAAAAGAAAAAAGACAACACAAGUGGAAGUACCAAUUAAAAAAAUAAAGAAGGAAGAUGAUGAUGAUGAUGAUGAUGAUGAUGAUGAUGAACCAAUUAAAAAAAUAAAGACGGAAGAAAUACCGUCGAUUUUUCUUGGUGGAUUAAAUAAGGAGACAACCGCGGAAACUAUCGAGGAGUAUUUAACGAAGAAAGGUAUCACAGUUACAGAAGUUAGGAAAAAGAAAGGAAAAAGGUUUGGUCACUGUGAUUUAGCUAGCGAAGAUGAUCUGCUGAAAGCUAUAAAACUCAAUAAAAAAGAUCUAGAUGGCGCGGAAGUAGAAAUUAAGAAGGCCACUGGUCCUAGACCUGUUUCUUCUGAUGGAAAACCGCGAAGGGGUAAAGUAGGAAAGAAAACCCUGGUUGUAAGAAACUUACAUUAUAAGGUGAACGAGGACAAACUACAUCAGUAUUUCAAGAAAGCUGUUGCCAUAAGGAUACCAACUUUCUCAGAUACCGGAAAGUCACGGGGGAAAGCAUUUGUUGAUUUCCGAGAUGUAGAAGAUGCAAAAGAGGCCGUGAAAGCAAUGCAUGGUUUGUUUAUAGAAGGUCGGCAGAUUUAUCUGGAGUUUACACCUGAAAGUGGAAAAGCCGAAGGAUUAACGGGUGAUGUUAGCGAAAGAAGAAAAGUUAAAAAAGCAAAGCGAGUGAGAAAGGAAUUUUCAGAAAAUAAAUUUGAGGAUGAUUCAGAUUAACUGAGGAAAAAAAGAAACAUUUUUUUAUUAAAAACAAUACGAAGAUGAGAAACAUUGAUUUACAAAGAAACAUUGUGUUGCUAAGAAACAUUGUGUUACUAAGAAACAUUGUGUUAUUAAGAAACAUUUUUAUGAAGAAUCUUUGUGUUAUUAAGAAAUUUGUGUUUCUAUUAGUAAGUGCAGGGGGACUGCACCACACAUAAUUUACACAAUAUAUCCAGACAAGAAAUAUUACGCAGAUCUCAAAAACAAAUGCACAAUUCGAAUAAAGUGAAUGGAUCCGGGGGCUAGCCGUAAGCGUCCAUAGAAAUAUUGUGUUACAAAUAUAUACUAUUCAAAAAAAGUAGGGGAUAUUUGAUUUUUAAGUGUUAUUAAAGUCACCUAAUGAAACUGACGAAGAAACAAAUGACAAAAUGAAAUGAAGUUCACAUUCAUCGAUUUAUUCCAAAUGAUCGUUAGAGUAAGUAAGGCACAGACUGACCAUUAUAAGGGUAAAAUGAUACCCGGGGUCAAACAGCAAAGUUACCACAGCAUCACAACCAAGUCAGUAACGGGUAAAUCCUCCUCUGUUUGCCAAACAAGCAUUGAUCCGACGUGGCAUACUCCUAAUGAGACGUCUAAGGUCAUUUUGGUCCAGAUUGUCCCAUUCCUGUUGCAACGCAGCAGCAAGUUCUUGGACAUUGGCAGGACGUUGUUGACGUUGACGUAACCUCUGGCCAAGCAUGUCCCAGACAUGCUCGAUGGGGGAGAGGUCGGGACUCAGUGCUGGCCAAGGUAAUGUGGUGAUGUUCUGUUGUUGGAGGUAACCUGUAACGAUCCUGGCCCUGUGACAUCUUGCGUUGUCAUCCUGGAAGAUGAAACGGCGACCAUGACGUCGUGCGAACGGCACAACAUGGACUGCCAAGAUGUUGUCCCGGUAGUACUGGCCUGUAACACGCCCUGCAACAACAUGUAAAGCCGUUCUUCCAGCAACAGUGAUGCCUCCCCACACCAUAACAGAACCACCCCCAAAUCGAUCAUGUCUGAUGACGUUAACGUCUUGGAAGCGCUCGUUUCGACGACGCCACACCCUCCUACGUCUGUCCAAAAAAUCAACAGUGAACCUUGACUCAUCUGAAAACAUCACAUUGCUCCAGCGUCGAUUAUCCCAGUGUUGACGAUCCCUACACCAACGACGUCUUGCCUGAAUGUGAUGAUCUCUCAAACAAGGGAUCACGCGAGGACGUCGGGCGCGAAGGUGACCCCUAUGCAGUCGAUUCCGAAUCGUCUGGCCACUCACUCUCACACCAGUGUCUGUUUGAAGACGAGCGCUGAUCUGAUUUGCUGUGAUGACACGAUUUCUCAAGGCCAAGGUACGGAUAAAUCGAUCCUGGGCUUGAGUUGUUGCCCUUGGUCGACCUGAGCGUGGUCUGUCCUGUACAGAUUGUGUAUCACGGUAUCUGGACCAUAGCCUGCUUAUGACAGACUGAGAAACAUUCAUCGUCCGCGCCACAACCGCCUGUGUUGUGCCGAUCUGUAGCAUGCCAAGGGCACGUAACCUUUCAUUUUGGGUAAGCCGACGCAUAUCAAAAUUUGUUUUCUGGUCACUAAAACAAUUAAACUGAUGUUUCCACCCUGGAAUUCAAUGCCACAAUGACUGUAACAUUCAAAGUCAGAGUCGUGCAAAUCUUGGGUUGGACCCCCAUGAUGAUCCCAAGCAUCACCUGCAUUCCAUGCGGUAGCUAUUGGUGCGUUUGGGCGUCACAUGUAACUGGAAAUGUUUCUUCUGUUAGGUUCUAUAGUGACUUUUUUCGUAGUCAUUUGCAUAUUUUAGUAUUAUGCCCCCAAAAUCAAAUAUCCCCUACUUUUUUUGAAUAGUAUAAUAUGUUCGUCGAUCCAUUAUAUCACGGAACUCAAACCUUUAUUAUGUAAAUAUAGAUGGACCUGGAGCAUUAUUCACAAAUAUUAAACUAUGGACCCCUAUAAUUGGCUAAAAGCUUAAGUUUGCACCUGGAUUUUAACCAAUGAAUUAGGACCUGUAGACCUAGGGCCUGUUUCAUGAAAUUUGAUUGGAUAAUAUUAGAUUGAUUUUAGUGCUUAGCCAAUAAAAAUUGAAGUAUCUACUAAAAUUUGGAUUUAUCUUUAGUUAAGAUUUCGAGAAACGGGGCCCUGUACUGUUUGUUAAUGAUCUUUAUAAAACGAAGAUCAUGGGUGUGUUGAUUUUCAUCAAACUGCUAUAUUUCAUUGUUCCUGGUUUCAAAUAUCGUCAUAGCAACUGUGAAAUAAGAUAUCUUAAGGUAAUUCUGAAAUACAAUAUUUGGUAUGUGACAGUUCUGCUUGCUCUUGUCUACCCUGACAUAGAAAGGUGCCUAAUCAUUCAGAUGGGACGAAAAAAACCUGAAGUCAAUACAUGUAUACAAUGGUGUUGAUGUGAAAGAACCUUUGGCAGUUGGAAUUUGUAACACCGCUGCCUAGGUUAAAUUUUCAGUUACCAUAGAAAUGCAAAUAACUAUGUGUUAGUCUCAGAUGACCAAAGUAUUGUGUUGACCUAAGAUUUAACCCCAUCUCAUUUGUCCAUAUUUUUGUCUUAGCUUUUGUUGGUCUAUCAGGCCUGUCCAAACUUGUGGGUUUUCUCCGGGUCCUUCUGUUUCCUCUAACUGCUAAAGACCCCUACACGCAAAGCAAAUUAUUGAAAUAAAAUUGAACCAAAUGUUAGUCCCUAAAUGACCUAGUUUGUGUCGUGUGGAUGUUAAACCCAUUUCUUUCUUUCUCUUUCUUUGUAGGUCUGUCAUCAUUUAAAGUUGCUCAUAAUAUAUCUAAUUAUAAACAUUGUGUAUCAAAUUUAAGAUAUGAUGUAUACUGAUUCUGAUAUUGAGUUUGAAAUAUUGUAUCGUAUAUUGAGUUUGAAAUAUCAUACAUUUAGUUUAAAAUGUCAUAUUGAGUUUGAAAUAUCGUAUAUCGAGUUAAGAAUAUCAUAUAUUGAGUUUGAAAUAUCGUGUAUUGAGCUAACAAUAUCAUAUGUUGGGUUUAAAAUACUGUAUAUUGAGUGAGAAAUACUGUAUAUUCAAGUAUAUUGAGCUUAAAAUACUGUAACUAUAUUGAAAAAAUGUACAUUGAGUUUAAAAUACUGCAUAUUAUUGAGUUACCAAUAUCGUAUAUUGAGUUUUAGAUACUGUAUAUUGAGUUUUAGAUACUGUAUAUUGAGUUUUAGAUACUGUAUAUUGAGUUAACUAUAUCGCAUAUCAAUACUGUAUAUUGAGUUAUCAAAUUGUAAACCAUGUUCAGAUUAUGAAAAAGAAUUAAGACAUUAAAAUAAAUCACAACUUAAAAU